This is a messenger RNA of Fusarium odoratissimum NRRL 54006, 825 nucleotides long. RefSeq lists its product as uncharacterized. NCBI's taxonomy places the organism in Eukaryota, Fungi, Ascomycota, Sordariomycetes, Hypocreales, Nectriaceae. The coding region runs from base 174 to 539 and encodes 121 amino acids. The transcript is spliced from 2 exons. The record is from RefSeq and is a predicted model, not a curated record.
AUCGUCUGCAGCCUCACUUUCUAUUGAGUCACAUCUCAAAGUUUAAUAUCCCAUGAACACGUAGUCCCAUUCACAAGCUACUCCCAAUGUUGACUAAUGAGUCAACAUAGGCCUCCCUCUAAACACGUCAUUUGCAACAGAACUUCUUCUUCGUAGUAUCAUCAUUUCAAGACAUGAGAGGAGCUUCGCAAACAAGCUUCAUUAUAAGCUUCACCGUUCGUCUUUCAGGCUCUGAAAAGACACGUCCACGUUCACGCCUUUCCCGCAACACAACGUGUCUUCAAAUAAACCUCCAUCUUAUCAAUCCUUCAAAAAUAAACAUCACAAGCCCUAACCCCAUCAAUACCUCGAUCUCUCACACUGAACGUACCUAUUCCCAUCUCAAGCCACAGCGCCACAUUUUGACUUUUCUUUUUCCUCUCUUCUUGCUCCACCCGAUAAGCUCCCGCUGUCCAACUCCACCACUCACCCAAAUCCCUGGCUCGGCCAUGUCCCAUCCACACUCCCCCCCUCCCCUAGCCAAAGUACUCUUUUGGUGAGACGUCACUGGGAGUGUACUUUGGUUUUGCCAAUGGCUUGGUCCCGCUGCAACGGCGGCUUCACCCGCGCACAUCAGUCAGAACAUGCUUACCUAGGUUAUGUCCCUUACUUACCCAGAAAUAUGGCUCACGCUUAACCUCUAGAGGAAGCGAACCGGCCCCCAAAAGGUAGUGUAGGGCUGAAGGGAUUUUCUUCCAAGGGGGCCCUACGUGCAUUUGGUCUUGCGACAACAUGUCAAGCAGACUUUUUUUGUCGUUGGAUCAAUCGGGUCAGCAUUCUCAUCCA